Lactuca virosa is the source of this 2293-nucleotide messenger RNA. NCBI's taxonomy places the organism in Eukaryota, Viridiplantae, Streptophyta, Magnoliopsida, Asterales, Asteraceae. The record is from the annotation of a GenBank genome assembly.
AUGGCUCGAAAAGGAAACCAACAGAAGAAUGGGUUGGAUGGAAGCACAUCAAACCACAAAAAAGGAGGUCUCCAAUCAGGAACUGCAAUGCCAAAUAAAAAGGGAAAGGGAAAUGCAAGCAACUUGAAAGAUGCGAAAAGGGAAGAACUUUCAAACGAUACCCCACCAAACAUAUCUGUGACAGAUUCCCUCCACAAGAAAAAAACAAACAAAUCUGGUAGGCAUAAUAAAGUAGAGACUCAAGGUACAGCUGGAACAUCUUCUGUAGAACAAUUAGAGCCUCGUGAUGUUACUGAAGAUUGCAGUGCUGACAUGGCAACAACUGGAAGUUCUUGUUUGGAAGAAGAAAAAUGGUCAUCAGCUAAUGGUAUAAAUGGAUCAAAGAAUCGAAAAAGUAAUUCUGCUCACUCUUUAAAUGGAUUAGACGAAGAUGGUUUACGUGAAAGUGUAGAGCUUCCGGAAACAUUGGGUGUUAAAUACUUGAAGACAUUUGUGUUGUCUGUGUCACAGGCAUCAACAGAAUGGUUUGAAAGACACAAGCCAUUGUUUGAUAUUUUAGUAACCAAAAUAUUAAUCUCUCGUGAGUAUGUUAGAAUGAAAAUCAAGUAUGCUUAUCCAAUUGUGUUGAAGUGGCUUACACAUUUCUUCAACAUAUUGCUUCUUCUUUCAAUGGUUUGGUUGGAUUGUGUCCUUAGAGGUAUAGACUCUGUUAUACGCAUGGGGACAACAUCAUUUUUCACGGUUAUUUGGUGCAGCAUCUUUUCAGUGGUUGCAAUGAUUGGAAUGCUUAAGUUUAUUACUGUUGGGGCCAUAGUUGCUUUAGUAGCACUUUUUGUAGGGUUCACAAUUGGUCUUCUGUUGCUUGCUGUUUCUGGGGUUGUUUUCUUGUGGUUGUAUGGAAGCUUUUGGACAACCUUAGCUGUCCUCCUUUUUGGAGGAAUAGCAUUCAUGUUUAGCCAUGAGCGUCUUGCACUGCUAAUAAUGACUGUGUAUUCUGUAUAUAGUGCAUGGACACUGGUUGGGUGGCUUGGUAUUAUUGUGGCUUUGAAUUUAUCAUUUUUCUCAAGUGAUGCUCUUAUAUUCUUCUUGAGAAAUAACAUGAAUGAACAAAGAAGAUCCAACAGUGUCCCUGAACAAAAUGGACCCGGUGUUUUCAAUGGUGAAGAAGCGCGUGCUUCAUUUACGGAUGGUGGGACCGGGACCCACACCCACCCCCCAGCUGACCGGAGCCCAGGGGUGGCUUCAACCAGUGGGUCUGAUGACUUAACAUCUGAAGAUGAAGUUGUUCGAUUGUUAAACUCGGUUGAUCACUAUUCAGCUUUUGGAUUGUCUAGAUUUCAAGAAAUAGAUGCGUUGUUUCUCAAGCGAGAAUACAGAAAAAAGGCAAUGUUGGUACAUCCUGAUAAAAAUAUGGGUAAUGAAAAAGCUGCAGAAGCUUUUAAGAAACUUCAAAAUGGAUACGAGGUUUUGCUAGAUACUUCCAAGCGAAAAGCAUAUGAUGAUGAAUUGAGAAGGGAAGAUCUUCUGAAUUAUUUCCGUAGAUUUCAAAAUGCUUCUCCCAAGAACAAACGAAAUGGAUUAUUUGGAUCUGCAUUUGGGCGCACCGAGGUUCAUGUGGAUGAUCCUUUGGGAGAGUCCAGGCGAAUUGCAUGCCAAAAGUGUAAUAGUUUUCAUAUGUGGUUUUACACCAAAAAGACCAAAUCUAGAGCCAGAUCCUGCCAGGACUGUAAAGACUUUCAUCCAGCCAAAGAUGGGGAUGGGUGGGUUGAACAAUCAUCGCAACCGCUCCUUUUUGGAAUGUUCCAGAAGGUAGAUUCCCCUCGUGCUUAUGUUUGUGCAGACAGCAAGAUAUAUGAUGCCACUGAAUGGUAUAUCUGUCAGGGAAUGAGAUGUCCGGCAAACACCCACAAACCAAGCUUCCAUGUGAACACAAGUGUAAUGUCAAAGCACAGCAACAACACCAAAGGAGGAGCAAGCUCAAGUCGUAAUGGGAAUGGAAUGCCAAAUAUGGAGGAAAGCAUGACGGAAGAGGAAUUCAUGGAGUGGUUACAAAACGCAGUUCAAUCCGGGAUGUUUGACACUUUUGCAGCCAAUGCUUCAGAUACCACCCCUACCCCUACCCCUAAAACCAAUGCUCCUCCUGGUAACAACAGCAAUAGCAGUAAAAGAAAGAAGAAAGGUAAGAAAUGGUAAUAAUAACAAUAAUAAUAAAUAAUAAAUCAUGUAUAUGGAUUAUGUAACUCCUCUCCUUUAUUAAUGAAAUGGGAAAAGAUCUUCCGAGUCUGAGUCAUAG